Trichoderma virens Gv29-8 is the source of this 1576-nucleotide messenger RNA. RefSeq lists its product as uncharacterized. Gene Ontology annotation, cellular component: endoplasmic reticulum. NCBI's taxonomy places the organism in Eukaryota, Fungi, Ascomycota, Sordariomycetes, Hypocreales, Hypocreaceae. The coding region runs from base 140 to 1276 and encodes 378 amino acids. Gene Ontology annotation, biological process: ergosterol biosynthetic process. The record is from RefSeq and is a predicted model, not a curated record. The transcript has 3 exons. Gene Ontology annotation, molecular function: sterol 24-C-methyltransferase activity.
UCAUUCCGCAAACCCAAACUCUCGGUCCCAUCUUUGGUUGUGCUUCUUCUCUUCUUCCUUCCUUUGACCCUCUUUUUGCGCAGCGACUAGAGAUUUUCUUAAUUUUUUAAUUCCAUCCUGCUACCGCACCAAAUUCAACAUGGCCACCGUAGCUCUCGAGAAGGAGGACAAGGCGCGAGAUGCCGCCUUCAACAAGGCUCUGCACGGCAACUCGGCCAAGGCCAAGGGAGGCAUUGCCGCCAUGUUUUCCAAGGGCACUGACGCCAAGAAGGCCGCUGUCGACGAGUACUUUAAGCACUGGGACAACAAGCCUGCCGAGAACGAGACGGCCGAGGAGCGUGCCAAACGAACCGCCGAGUAUGCCACUCUGACAAGGCACUACUACAACCUGGCGACGGAUCUGUACGAGUACGGAUGGGGCCAGUCCUUCCACUUCUGCCGAUUCUCCCACGGCGAGCCCUUUUACCAGGCAAUUGCCCGUCACGAGCACUACCUGGCUCACACCAUUGGCAUCAAGGAGGGCAUGAAGGUCCUCGAUGUCGGCUGCGGUGUCGGUGGCCCUGCCCGUGAGAUUGCAAAGUUCACCGGCUGCCACGUCACUGGUCUCAACAACAACGACUACCAGAUCGACCGAGCAACCCACUAUGCCGAGAAGGAGGGCCUUUCCAAGCAACUGGCCUUUGUCAAGGGCGACUUUAUGCAAAUGUCGUUCCCUGAAAACACCUUCGAUGCUGUUUACGCCAUUGAGGCUACCGUCCACGCCCCCAGCCUCGAGGGCAUCUACAGCCAGAUCUUCCGUGUGCUGAAGCCUGGCGGUGUCUUUGGUGUCUACGAGUGGCUUAUGACUGAUGAAUACGACAACAACAACCUGCACCACCGCGAGAUCCGUCUCGGAAUCGAGCAGGGUGACGGUAUCUCCAACAUGUGCAAGGUGUCCGAGGCUCUGGACGCCAUGCGCGCUGCGGGCUUCGAGCUCCUCAGCCACGAGGAUCUGGCUGAUCGCCCCGACCCCCUCCCCUGGUACUGGCCUCUGUCUGGUGAAUUGAGAUAUAUUCAGUCCGUCGGAGACAUCUUUACCAUUGUCCGCAUGACCACCUGGGGCCGCACCAUUGCCCACAACUUGGCCGGUCUGCUGGAGAAGAUUGGCCUUGCCCCUGCCGGCACCAAGAAGACGGCCGACAGCUUGGCUCUUGCCGCCGACUGCCUGGUUGCCGGUGGCCGCGAGCACCUCUUCACCCCCAUGUACCUGAUGGUUGGCCGCAAGCCUGCCAACUAAACGUGGGGAGAGAGUGGUGAGGAAAGAGUUCGUGAGUAUGCUGGAAGGGGACCAGCAAUUGAUACCAUCUUGGAUUUUGAUACCUUGAUUGAUGUGGAGUAACGAGCGACCCCAGAGGGAGGAUAUAUAAAAAAUCGCGGCGUCGAGCAUGAUUACUUAAACGGGAUGACAAUGCAUUGCUGAUGAAACAAUCGGCACCUUUAUGUACGCAUAUGUAAUGGCUACAGCAAAAAGAUGUACAAUGCUGCAUCUUUUCAUAGUUUUUGUCUUUUUUUAUUGCAUGAAAAUGAAUAUUUCACC